This is a messenger RNA of Trichophyton rubrum CBS 118892, 1547 nucleotides long. RefSeq lists its product as uncharacterized. The record is from RefSeq and is a predicted model, not a curated record. Gene Ontology annotation, cellular component: nucleus. The transcript has 9 exons. The coding region runs from base 1 to 1482 and encodes 493 amino acids. Lineage: Eukaryota; Fungi; Ascomycota; Eurotiomycetes; Onygenales; Arthrodermataceae. Gene Ontology annotation, molecular function: RNA binding.
AUGUCUGAUAGCGACAGGCGAACUAAACGCUCUCGGUUUGACCAAACUGAGCCUGAACCAAAACGCCAGUCUCGAUUUGAUAGACGCUCGCGCUCCCCGUCUUCUCGAGCUUCAGAGCCUGUGCGGGAUCGUAGCCCGAUAAACCGUCGAUCCAGCCCGGGUUCAGAGGAUGCGAGCAAGCCUGCCACUCCCUCGGACCCGGCAGCCGCUGCUGCUGCCGCAGCCGCCAGAAUAAAGGAGCAGAUACAAGCAAGACAGGGUUAUCAGCCAUCCUCCACUCCGCCAGGACACUCGGUUUCUAGCCCUUCUACAAAGGCAUCGUCCUCGGUCGCUCAUAUAAAUGGUGAAGUUUACAUGGCAGAUGGCGAUUACAUCAAGGACAUCGAAGUCAACGAUCUCCGAAACAGAUAUACUAUUACGAAAAGCACUACUCAAAAGAUGAUUAAAGAAGAAACUGGCGCCGAUGUCACCACUAGAGGAAAUUAUCUUCCGGACAAAAGUAUGGCAACCCCUUCGAAUCCGCCACUUUACUUGCAUGUUACUAGCAGAACAAGAGAGGGCCUGGAUAAAGCCAUCAAAAAAAUUGAAGAGCUCAUGAAGCAGGAGCUCCCCGCUCUGGUUGAUGAGCGGAGAUUCCGCCGAAGGGAACCACCAGAGCGCGUUGAGAGAGAUGAAUUUGGUAGGCCAAAAUGGCCCGAAGAACGCAUUCCAAUUGACCUGGAACCCAUCCCUGGCUUUAAUUUGCGCGCGCAAGUUGUUGGCCAGGGAGGUCAAUACGUUAAGCACAUCCAGCAGAAAACUCACUGCCGUGUCCAGAUCAAGGGCCGCGGAUCGGGAUUCAAGGAACACGGCACUAACCAAGAAAGCGAUGAACCAAUGUAUUUGCAUGUCGCUGGACCAGACCCUAAUGAAGUCCAAAACGCCAAAGCCUUGUGUGAGGAUUUACUCAGCAAUGUCAAGGAGCAAUAUGAGAAAUUCAAAGAAAAUCCACCACCACAACGAGGCUACCACGGUGGCGGAGGUUAUGGUCAUCGCGAUCGCCAUCAAUAUGGCAUGGGCUAUUCCUCUGGAGGCGGUCAUCAUGGCGGCGGAGGAUAUAACAAUCAUUCCUCCCCUCAAACACCAUCGGGGAUGAGCCCACAGUCUGGCCCUGGAGCAACGCCUACUCCAUCUGCAGGUGGCACUCAGUCGGAUUAUAGCUCUCAGUAUGCCCAAUACUAUGGCGGCCAAGACCCCUAUGCUGCGUAUGGAGGAUAUCAAAAUUACGUUGCUUAUUAUCAAUAUUACCAACAGGCUGCACAACAGCAGCAGCAGCAGCAACAACAACAACAACAACAAGCUGGAUCUACCGCACCUCCACCACCUCCUGAGUCCGCCGCCCCCCCGCCCCCUCCACCUCCACCUUCCUCAGAAACACCCCCUCCUCCACCACCGCCUCCUUCUGGCGGGUAUAAUUCAGUUCCGCCGCCACCAGGUCUCUAGCUACACUGUUCAUUCUAGAUAGGUAUCAGGAAUCUGCUGAAGUAUAAUAAAAUUGAUUAUCGCAC